GUGUACAUAAAAUUGCACAGUCUAUUAAUUAAAAUACAUUCUAGAAUCAAUUCAGAAUCAAAUUAAUGGCAACCAUUGGGUUAGAGUUCUAUGAAGAUCCCAGCCAACACAUUUUUUUAUUUCUGUACCAGGCUUCUAACUUAUAAUAACACAUACAGUGGUAUCUCAGGUUACAGAUGCUUCAGGUUACAGAUGCUUCGGGUUACAGACUCCACUAACCCAGGAAUAGUACCUCAGGUUAAGAACUUUGCUUCAGGAUGAGAACCGAAAUCGUGUGGCGGCGGCGGCGAGAGGCCCCAUUAGCUAAAGUGGUACCUCAGGUUAAGAACAGUUUCAGGUUAAGAACGGACCUCCAGGACGAAUUAAGUUCUUAACCCAAGGUACCACUGUAGUAACUAUUUACAGAAUGGGUAUUAAGUGAUUGUGUAUUUCUGUCAAGGAGGUCAUAGAUUAUACUGUUGAUAAGUAGUUGCCCAUUGUCUGUUUUAAACCUGCAUUGUAGGGUUCUAUUUCAUUUAUGCAUCCUUUGCAUACAGUAAGCCCUCAACUUACGUGGGGGUUAUGUUCUGGGGAUAGUGCCUAAACCCAACAUUGUGUAUAGUCAAAACCCAUUGGGUUCAAUAAUGGGUAGGAUUGCCAAAGUCAUUUUCCCUGGAACACUGCCCUAUUUAUUUAUUUAUUUAUUUAUUUAUUUAUUUAUUUAUUUGAUGCACAUAAAGCACACAAGUUAAAUGUGUGUAGGUUGUGGGCUUACUCUAUCUUUUAAAAAUGGCCAGGAGCCUUCUCACCAUCUUCAUCUAGUGGAAAUACUGUGUUCAUUUUUCUCAGAUUUAAAUCCAGUGACCAUAUAUGGAGGCUAGAUGACUGUUUAUUAAUAAAGAUUAUAUCCCAGUUUUUUUUUAAAUCUGCAUUUGAAAUUAAGGUUUGUUAAAAUUUAAUGAAAUGUUCCUUGAAGUCAAUGUAAGUAGAAUCAUGCUGUUAAAAUGUUAUUGGUAUUUUGUGUGACAUAGUCACAUUGUUCAACUAGUUUCCUCUGUUGUUCAAUAUAGUUACAAAUUGUAGUCCUUUGUUUUGUCAGCAGCAUUGCAAUGUCUACUUUUUACAUUUGGGUUUUCUGUCUUGUGUUUAACAUUGCCAUGUACAGUAGUGCAUUUGUUGUUUAACAAGCUGUGUAGUUAACUGAGUUAAUUCUGAAAUAGUCUCCAGUUCAGAAUAACUAAGUACAUCUAUAUACAUUAUUUAUUCUGAUUAGCAAAAUACCCAUGAAAUUAUUGGAAUGUAUGUUAUAUUUGCUUAUUUGCAUUACGGGAGGAGACUGACAUUGAGUGGGCACUAGGACACCACCAGGUGAAUGUUGUUGUUUUCCAUUCAUUUGAAGAGAAAGAAAACGUUAACUUUUAGAGUGAGGACAGAUUUAUCUACUUACUGCUAAUGUAACAAGGACCCUCUAUUCCUAAGUGAAAUAUUGUACUCAAACCUCUAUAUAUGCCAUGGCUAAAGAGACAACAUAUAUUGACUUCACGUGGUCUGCCAUUAUUUGUGGUUGCCAUACUCCUCUUUCUUUCCUUGAGUUCCCUGGCACACUUAGAAAAAUCAGGGGAGUGGUUGUCGCUCAGUGCUUUGGUCUUUGGAAUGGGCAUGAGCAGUGAGAAUCUUUGUUAUCAAGUUAAAAUAUGGAGUCAGAAGCCAAACGCUUCUCUCCCCUGAAUCUUCUGUUUAAUCCAGAGUGCGGAAGAGGGGCAAGAGAUUGGUUUCUUAGUUGGCACAGUGAAAUACAUCCCCUGAAAAUGUGCAGGGAACUUGGAGGAGUUUUGCUUUGAGCAUGUGGGAGAGGAAUUUUCACCAAUGGUGACCUAUGACCUUUUCCUUCCUGUCAGUUUCCAAACUAUGCCUAUCCUAAGUACCAGUAAGAAACUAGGAAGUACCAGUAAGAAACUAGGAAGUACCAGUAAGAAACUAGGAAGGCGGACAGACUCAGACACAAAUGAGCAUAACAUUAUGUGGAUUGGGGUUUUGCUUGGAAGGGACGGUCUUGUGAGUUGCUGAUAUAGUAAAUCACCCAGUGCUGGGGGGAAAGCAUUGCAGUUCAGCACAAAGCAUGUCACUGAGAGUGCCAUCUUUAAUUUAACCACUUUCUGAACAAUAAUUACCUGAUGCUAUGCAUAAAUUUAUGCAGUGAAAAUAUAUUGCAUAUAAUGUUUUGUAAUGUCAUUGUUUCAGCACUUUAAAAAAGUUAAAUCAACAUAAUGUGGUGCCCACCCCCUCACAAGUUUCUGUGAUUUUCAGAAAUUUUAGUGUGUUGUGUUAAUUUACAAGACUUAUAGUUAUCUAUUUGUUGCUGUUGUUGUUGUUGCUCCUCCAGAGAAUUAAAAUGGUGGCUUUUAUUCUUCAAACACGUACCAUGAAAUUAAUGGAUUUAUCAUUAUGUGCAAUAAAGCUGAUUCCAGUGCAAAAUAUUUGAUGGGUGCACAAGAAUGUAGUGUUUGUUUAGCUAUAUUAAGUUAAUGAACCGUAAAGAUAAAAUAUGUCCCAUAGGGAACAAAAUAGUUUCCUUUUUUCAUUUUACUGGUCUGAAAAUUAUUCAAGAGCUGGACAAAUUAUUUUCUCUUGAAUUUUGCUACUUUGUAGUUUUUAUUGAGCAGUAGUAGUUGGGCACAGGGGAGACAAAGAGAAGGAAAAGCUUUGUAACCUGGGUACAUCUCCCCCAGUGAAAUUAAUUGUAUUAUUAGACAAACUGCUUCAGCAGCUGGCAAAACAGCAGGAACACGUCGAUUCUGCUUCCUUGGUUACAGGGAGUGAUAGUGUACUUGACCUUCAGAGGAGCAGGGUCAGAGAGAGGGCAUUUUUAAACAAUUCUGUCUGGUUUUGUGAUUGGAAUCUUUAUAAAUGGAGCUCGGAUACAAACGUUUGGGAACAGACUAAAACUGAUCUCUUCGUUUCUCUUCGAUUGUUUUGGACAAAGAUCUUUGCUGAAGAAAAAUGUAAAUAAAGCUGCAGAAGGAUUUGACACUGUGCAAACUGUACAGACAACAUUAUCUGAAUCUCCAGUGAUGACCAGCCCUUCCCAACGCAUCCAGAUAAUCUCCACAGAUUCUUCAGUAGCUUCACCACAGCGCAUUCAGAUUGUCACAGAUCAGCAAACAGGGCAGAAAAUCCAAAUAGUAACAGCAGUGGACUCAUCAGUCUCCCCAAAGCAGCAGUUUAUAUUGGCUAGUCCAGACGGAACAGGAACAGGGAAAGUGAUAUUGGCUGCACCUGAGGCUUCCAAUACCAAGCAACUUAUCUUUACCACCACAGAUAACAUUGUGCCAGGCAGAAUACAGAUUGUGACCGACUCUGCCUCUGUGGAACGUUUGUUGGCUAAAACUGAUGUCCAGCGACCCCAAGUAGUAGAAUAUUGUGUUGUCUGUGGAGACAAGGCAUCAGGUCGUCACUAUGGUGCUAUCAGUUGUGAAGGAUGCAAAGGCUUCUUUAAAAGGAGUGUGAGGAAAAAUCUGACCUAUAGUUGCCGUAGCAACCAGGACUGUAUCAUCAAUAAACACCAUCGGAAUCGCUGCCAGUUUUGUCGGCUAAAAAAAUGCCUUGAGAUGGGAAUGAAAAUGGAAUCUGUACAGAGUGAAAGGAAGCCGUUUGAUGUGCAGCGUGAGAAGCCAACGAACUGUGCUGCUUCAACAGAAAAAAUCUAUAUCAGAAAGGACUUGAGAAGUCCUCUAAUAGCAACCCCAACUUUUGUAGCAGAUAAAGAUGGGGCUAGAUCAGCUGGCCUUCUUGAUUCAGGGAUGCUUGUGAAUAUUCAGCAGCCGCUAAUAAGAGAAGAUGGUACAGUGCUUCUGGCUACAGAUUCCAAGGCUGAGACAAGCCAAGGUGCCUUGGGGACACUAGCAAAUGUUGUAACUUCACUUGCUAGUCUCAACGAGUCACUUAAUAAUGGAGACACUUCUGAAAUUCCACAAGAAGACCAAUCUGCAAGUGAGAUCACUCGAGCAUUUGAUACUUUGGCUAAAGCACUUAACACCACAGAUGGAGCAACAGCUCAGAAUCUGGCAGAUGGGAUGGAUCCCACAGGUGGUGGGAACAUUCAUGUAAUCAGUAGGGAUCAGUCUACGCCAAUCAUUGAAGUUGAAGGACCCCUCCUUACAGAUACUCAUGUGACAUUUAAGUUAACCAUGCCAAGCCCAAUGCCAGAGUAUCUGAAUGUGCAUUACAUUUGUGAGUCAGCAUCCCGCUUACUUUUUCUUUCCAUGCACUGGGCUAGAUCCAUUCCUGCUUUUCAAGCACUAGGACAGGACUGUAAUACAAGCCUCGUGCGUGCGUGCUGGAAUGAACUAUUUACUUUAGGCCUUGCACAAUGUGCACAGGUGAUGAGCUUGUCAACUAUUCUGGCAGCCAUUGUCAACCAUCUACAGAACAGCAUACAGGAAGAUAAACUUUCCGGAGACCGAAUAAAACAAGUGAUGGAACACAUCUGGAAGCUUCAGGAGUUCUGUAAUAGCAUGGCUAAGCUUGAUAUUGAUGGAUAUGAAUAUGCUUACCUUAAAGCUAUAGUCCUCUUUAGUCCUGGUAAGGCAUUUGAUCACCCUGGUCUCACAAGCUCCAGCCAAAUAGAAAAAUUCCAGGAGAAAGCUCAGAUGGAGUUACAAGACUAUGUUCAGAAAACGUAUCCAGAAGAUACUUACAGACUAGCCCGGAUUCUAGUUCGCCUGCCAGCACUUAGACUGAUGAGCUCUAGCAUUACUGAAGAACUCUUUUUUACUGGGCUCAUUGGAAAUGUUCCAAUAGACAGUAUCAUCCCUUACAUACUGAAAAUGGAGACAGCAGAAUAUAAUGGCCAAAUAACAGGCUCAUCUUCCUAGAAGAGAUCAGUGCGUCUUCACAGAUCAACUGAGUAAUCAUAAUUCACUGAUUAACCUUGGCAUUGUGUACAAAUAUUUUGAUUAUGUUCCCUUUUCUUGUUAAAUUUAUUCCUUUCCACACUGAAAGAACAACUUACUCCUAUCCACAUUGAAAAACAAGAUAUUAAAACCUGCAAAAAACGUUUUUUCUAGGAUUCACUUCUGCCAGAAGAAAUACUUUAAUGCCUUUUAAUGAAUGGUUACAGGGAAUUGCUGAACAAGAUUUUUAUUUUAAAGAUUUUAAAAAGUACUUAAGUAAGAACGCUGGCUUGGAUCCAAAGAACUGCAGGUGGAGUUCUGCUCAUGAAAUGAGUCUCUCUUAAUCUAAGGUUACCAGAUUUUUUUCAAUGCAUCCGGGGACACUUUUCAACUUCCUACUAAAUAAGAUGGAUUUUGCCAGGGGACUGAUUUGAAAAUCCAGGGACUGUCCCUGGGAAACGGGGACGUCUGGUAACCUUAUCUUAAUCCCUCCUCCUUCAUGCAGGCACGCUAAGUCACUCCUAAGAGCAGUAACAACCCAUGCAGCAGUGCAGGUGGGGCACCACUGCUCUUGAUUUUCAGACACAGUAUGCCACUGGCACACUCUAUUCUCCACAGGAUGGAGAGGGGUGAUGAGCUCAGGGCUGUGUAGGCACGUGAGGGCAUGUGUUUGGCUCUGUCAUACCACGCAGGUCUGAUUGGCUCUAUCAUGCCACACAGCCCCAAAUUGCUCACCGGGGCAAAACGGCUUGAGCCCAACUGUAUCCUCGCCCAACUGCACUGGCUUCCCGUUUGUGGACUACUCUCCCCAGGGAGAUUCAUCUGGCACCUUCAUUAUACAUUUUUAGGCACCAGGCAAAUGUAUUUGGGAGGUGGGGUUAUUGUUUUCCUCUCAACUAUUUAUUUUGUGUUUUUAUCCUGCAUUUUUAUCUUGUGAACAGCCCUGAGAUCUUCAGAUGAAGGGCUGUAUAUAGAUUUAAUAAUAUAAAUAAAUAGGUUCCCUGAACCUCCCACUCUCCCCUAGGUAAUUGUCAGUGGUGCACUGUGUUCAGAAACCAGGAGAGCAGUAGUGUCCUUACCUAUGCCACCACAUGGGCUGCUGCUGCCUAAGGGUCAGGUCACCCUCCAGAGUGCUAUGCAGUGCCACAUGGAAGGUUGCAGCUGGCAGAGAAAAUUGUCAACACACUUACCCUUGAGCAAGCAGGAGUGCUUCCCACUUGAUUUAAGGGUUCUUUGUAUCCAAGCCCAUAUUUUAUAUAUUUUAAUUUAUAUUUUAAAAUCACCAGGAUGUAGUCUAUCAUCAGCACUUUCAAAGCACUUCUUGUUAAAGCUAUGAUUUUGUCAUCCUCUUGCUUGUAUGAGCAAGGUAAGUGAAUAAUAGCAUUCAGGGUAAAUGAAUAAUUGUGUUUUAAAUGCAUUCUAAUGCUAGUGAUUUCUGUGAAAACAUAGAAGAGCUGUAGGAGACAAUCAUUUAUGCUACAAAAUUUCAAUUGUAUGUGUUUAUUAAUAAUGUGAUCCUUUCAAUGAGAUUUCUAUACUAUUUGAAGUUAAAUUUACUAAAUGUUUACAGCAUAAGUGACACAAAGUUUAUGGCUCUGCUGUCAGCUGAGUAAGAUGCUGUAGAACAGGCAUCAGCAAUUUCCGGCCCAUGGAGGCCAUUUUUCCGGCCCACGGGCCGCCCAUGAACCAAUCCACCCGCUCAGCAAGUCCCCCACGCGCUGCGGUAAACCGGCGCAACGUGGCGCAGGGACUCGCUGAGCGGUGCCGGAAAUCACGUCUACGCAGCCGCAGAAGCAAUUUCUGGUGCUGCGUACAUUUUGGAAAUGGGCAGCCAGCACCGGAAAUUGCUUCUACGCAGCCGCGGACAUGCGCAGAAGUCAUUUCCGGUGUUCCGGACAUGGGCAGCGCAGCACCGGAAAUUGCUUCUGCGCCUGUGCGGCCCAUGUCCGGCCCAUGGACGAUAGUCCAUGGGAUUCCUCCGGCCCACAGGCAGAAAACGUUGCCGACGCCUGCUGUAGAAGUUAUUCACACUAGAAAAGAGCAUACUAACUUCUUGGCUUUGUAAAGGGGAACCAUUGAAAUUUUUGAGCCUGGUGCUGUUUACUUAUAAAUGCUGUAGCAUAAGAUGCCUUUUUAUUGUGCUGCAUCAGCCGCUAAGUGGUGAGGAUGCUAUCAGUUUCAGAAACAGCAAAUGUGUCCUUUAGUACACUAUAAUUUCAAACUCAUUCAUUCUGUAUGACACUUGAGAAUACUAUUUUUGGCAUAUCACAUUGUCCAGUACUGUGGUUACUUCAGAAUUUGAGGCUUAGUCUUUUCUUAAAGGUUAGAAAAACUGUUUUACCGUCCAAAUCCUAUAUGUGUCUACUCAGAAGAAAGCUCCACUGGGUUCAGUGAGACUUACUCCCAAGUAAAUGUGAACAGGAUUACAGCUGCUCUGAGCAACCCAUAGCUAUGGUAAAUCAGUGUACGGUAAUUUAAAACAGCUUGGGUUUCCCCAUCCCAAACUCCUUUCAGGAAGAAUUCGACUGACAUCACCUUCUUCACUUGUCACAUUAUGGCAGGUUGCUAGGUCACAUGACCCAGUUGAAAGGGGGUUAGAAUAGGUCUCUCCUUGCUCUGUCGUGUCCUUUUGGGGGAGAUUUAUGAUAGUUGAUCCCCGGCUGAGCCAGAGUGGGGGAUUUAUGCUGGUUUAGAGUCGGACACUCAGCCAGGAAAGCCAAUUCUCUCAUCCUGGAGAAUCUUUGGUUUGAAUUGCACUCAUCCUGGAGAAUCUUUGGUUUGAAUUGCACUGUUUGCCAUUUUCCUAGCCUCCACUUGCAGUACAGCAUGUUAUACUCUGAGCCACUUUGCAUAUGGCAUUUUCCCUACCUGGGCCUAAUUCUGUAGGAAAAAGUGUGCAGUCAGCUGUAUGCAUAUCAUGCAGCUGCCCAUUUCCACAUGCUUGCAUCUGUUAAGGUGUGCUUUGUUCUACUGUAUCCAAACACACAUAAAUAACUCUUGACAAAAUAGACAUUUCAAUGAUUUCCCCACUUUGCAAGGCUCAUGGAAAUAUAUUUCCACACAGAUCUUACCUCUAUAUAGGAAAAGUAUCGUGCAUAAAGGGACUGCCUGCUCCCAUAACAUAAAUUGGUGGAUUCUUUUUAAAGUUUGGAGUACUAAGAAAUAUUUAUUGUGUUACAACCUGUCAAAAUGCUUCCAAGGGCUGGCCAUUUUCUGUUUGAUCGUGUUGCUUUAUUUUUAAGACAAUGUGUUGUCAAUCACACAAAAACAACUUCUCAGAUUGCCCUUCAGUUGAGAUCAUAUUCCAACAAGGUUGUUUUUUGUCUUUCUAGUUAAGCUCUCGGGUGGAAUGUUGGAGGGAUGUCUUACAGGACCAGGCACAGUUCAGUCACCUAUUUACCCCCAUUCAUAAGAAUCUUCAUUUAUAACCUACAUUUCAGGAAGGAAUUCAGUGAUUACUUAAGCUGGCAUAGCCCCGGAGAUCCAAAUCAAUUACACUUCCUUCUUUUAAAAAUGUUUUAAAAACAGGGUGAGAUACAAUGUAAUGCAAGUGGCCUUCACAGUGGGCAAUUUCUUCCUCUCCUCCCCCCAUUCCGAACCCCCAAAACCUGUUUUUGAGAGUUGGGAGGCCCUCUGGAGCAGUUUUUAUGGGGGCACAGGGGGCUGGAGGGUAGAGAAGAGAAUCCAGAAUCCUUGUGCAAGCAGAUUUCUAUUGCGUAAGUGGACAGACAACAUUGGGUGUCACUUCCUUUAAUUCACACAAGAACUGCUGCAGAGGAAGCAAAACAGUGUUGUGUUUCCUUGAUUUACUGUUUAGCUCCGACUUUAUUCCUAAAAUGAUUUGUGUACAUGCAGUCAAUAGGACUGUGAGCACUGAAUGUCUUGCAGUGUCAAAAUCAUGCUUAAAAUUAAUCAACUCUGGUCUUAAUUAAAAAUGACAAAAGACCCAACAUGAUGAACCUACUAUGGUAUUGUGGUAUAAACAGAUAUAAUCAUAUAUUUUAGAAUAUGUAUAGUGUCAAUACUUUAGUGUGCACUUUUAACGAAGAAAUUUGUAAUUUAAAUGAUAAAAUAUCCUAAAAAUAAUUUUUAGUACAAUUUUGAGACCAAAAAUGAUUCCUUAUAAAACUCAGAGGAGCAUAUACUUUUAAAAGUGAUGUCUGCUACACUGAAAUCUGUGUGUUGCAGGUUUGCACAGCUUGAUCCACAAACUUUAAAUUAAUUUAGUUGUGCUUUAUUUUGGAUCCAGCUGAAGUACUGUUUCUAAAUAGUGUCAUUUAAUGACUGCUAUGAAAUAUUUCAAUAUUUAAUUUUUUGCUAAAAGGCACCUGUUUUGUCAUUCACUGUUUCCCAUCUAACCUAGCUUGCAUAUUCUUAAGAAAAAAAAGUGUAUGUAAUUGUUCAUUGUUGAUUAAUGUUCAGAUUGUCUAGGGUUACUUAGCAAGCAUCCUUGGAAGCAAGUUCCUUUUGAGAUCAAUAAGGUACAUGUAUUUAUCUAUCUACAAGAUUGGAAACCUCAGCAUUUAAAACGAAUUUACUGUGUGCCCUGCCAAUUAUUAAAUAAGAUGGCAAUUUUGAGUUUAAUUGAUUUCUGAGGGACUUAGACAUGCAUGUCUAUUAGUCUGCAGCCUCAGUGGAUUAUGGCAGAGCCUAUGUGGCAAGCUAACUUACAUAGUGUUCUCUCCCAGAGCUUCGCUUGCCAUGAGUUACAGGGCUUCUGAGUUCUGCAGACAGUUUCUGUGAAAGGAGAGUCAUAAUUUUAAAAGUAUGUGUCUGUAGGUGUUCCUAUUUCUUCAAAACCAACUUGUGAUGUAACAUUGGAGGGAGGAAGAAUAUGCCUUUGAUUGGGGGGGGGAGUCAAAUAAAGUGUAGCCAAGCUCUUGAGUUCCCCUAAAGAAGUGCUUUGGAUCCCGGCCAUAUUUAUUUGUGUGUAUGAUGUUUUAUGUGCUUGUAUCUAACUUAGUCUGGUAUAUUAUGUACAGUGUAAUAUAAAGUGUGUAUGUGUAUGUAUGUAUAUAGAACUAUGUACAGCCAUGUAAUCAUAUAUAUCAGAUUUCUAUAUGUUAACAAAAAAAGAUUUAUAAAUGCAUUGCAAAUAUUGAGCUUCCUAAAUUUUAUUUCUUGCUCAAAGCUCAGUCCUGGUAUGAUCAUAUGCAUCUCACUUUCCUCGGUAGAGUAGGCACCUGUUUCUAAACCCAGGAUGUAUUUGCACUUUUUCUUAAAUACUGAAACUAUUUAAUAGUUCCACAUCUUAUUUCUAAAUACACACAAGCCCUGUUGAAAUGAAACGAGGUUGUGUAGUGAUAGUGUUUGGUGAAUUGCAUCUGUGGACCAUAAACAUUUCUAUGUUUUUGACACAUGCAAAGGGGGCUUUUAAAACUCUUCUGAAAGGUUUGGCUUUUUUUAAAAAAAUACAGUCUUUUCUAAAGCAUGUAAAGCUUCAUCACUGUGUUUAUAAUGUCUGUAUGUCCCUUGAAGUUGCUAAUGAGAAGGAACAAGGUUGCUGCAGAACAGAUGUGUGUAGUUCUGUAUUGACAACCAUCUUGUGUAAUUGAGCAUAAGGCAAACUGCAGGAGUAGCAUCAUAAAUGUCACUAUUUGCUAGCUAUGUAAUACAUGGCACCAUAUAUUUCCUGGCAAAUAUAAUAUAUUUCUUUUUAGAGAGACAACUAAAAAGAAUAUUUUUAAAAAAUCAAGUUUUUAGGAAUUGUCUUAUGCUAGUAGUGAAAGUCUAUGGAAGGUUUCCAGAUAACCUGUGCAGGAAAGUAGUUUGUGUGUUACAGACAAUAUUUCUUACUGUUCUACCUUCCCUAAAACCUGUUUAUAUAGCUUCUCUGGCUUGCUUAGGCAUUCUUUCCUUCUUUUCCCAUGAAAGAAACUUUGGUUUCAGAUGGCAACAGUUGGUCAAGAAUGUCAGCUAGCUGAGCAUGCACGAGUAGUAUAGAAUGUGGUCCAAGAUAAUUAUGAACAUAUUUUAAGGGAGACGUUUUCUUUUAAUGAAAGAGCUGUAGAUUUGUGAAGUAAACAAAGGACAAGAUGUUUCCUGGUACAUUGAAAGAUCUCCGUCAACAUUCCAAGAAAGACUGAUUUUUCCCCUUCCUCUUUUGGCAUGUGUGGAUGAGAGGCAUGCACCCAAGCAGGAAGCCAAGAUCUUACAGGCUAUGGCAGGUCUGUGUGUGCCUCCCAUGUCAUCAUCCAAUCUUCACUUUCUUUUGCAGAGCAUGAAGGGCGGCAGGAGGUUGAUGGAUGUCUUGGGAGGUGCACACACUUUGCUUUUUCCACAAUGCCUUGGCACCCUAUCCACAUCCUUCCACAUUGAGAGGGAAAGGAGAAAAAUGGGUCUCUUGUGAGGAUCACUGCACAUGCAGGUACCUUGGUUUUUGAACAGAAUGUGUUCCGGGAGUCCAUUCGACUCCCAGAACCAUUCAAAAACCAAAGCACGGCUUCCGAUUGGCUGCAGGAGCAUCCUGCAGCCAAUCGGAAGCCGUGCUGGAUGUUUGGCUUCCGAAAACCAGAACACACACUUCUGGGUUUCGAUCGUUCAGGAGCCAAUUUGUUCGGGAGCCAAGGCAUUCAACUUCCAAGGUACCGUAGGACUGAAUUGUACUAGCACUAGGAAGAACUAUGCCCAAAGUUAAUUCUUGGAAAAUAAAGCUUGCUAUUCUCUUCACCAUCUUAACAAUCCUCCUGAUGCCUAUACAGUCUAAGACCUGAUCUCCACACAUUUUCCUACUGGUCAGUGCUCUAGGUCUGAUCUUUUAAAAGUUUUGGUGAACUUGCACUUGCAGGAUUUGAGUUCUGACUGUAAAGUUCAUAAAUGCUCCUUUAAGUUGGGUGCACAAUCCUUGGAGAAGCAUUUCUGCCCAGCUUCGAUUUCCUGACCUGCUGCUUAAUAAAUGUACAUAGUGGUGUGUGGUUGUUGUUUUUUAAAGAAAAGAAAUAUUUCAGCUGUGGAUGUUUUUGAAACAUUUUUGGCAGGAAGCUCCAUUGAUUUAGUGUUAUGACAAUCGGUACUCCGUUUGCUUUAAUUAAAGUUAACAUUGAAUAGAAGACUUCUAUCAUAAAAUGAUUUCCCCAUUUUUUUAUUGUUCCUUAAAAGGUACAAUCCCCUGUAACGGAGGUACUAACCUGAUUUCUGAUUCUGGCCAAUGGAUGAUUUAAGCUGUUUCUGGAAACAAGUAUGUUACUUUUGCCUUCUGUACCACAUUUGGAGGGGCAGGGGUGUGGAAAAAUGGAAAUCUUACCAUAAGGCUAGAGGAGUUUUGAGUAGUCUAUUGACCAAAAUACAGUAUAUUUACUUACAGUAUCUAUGGAACUCAUAUGCCGAAAAGACUUCUGUGACUAACCACUAAUUCUAAAUAUUAUAAUACCAUUGUUCCCAAUAGUUUUGUAACAAAAAACUGCUCAUAUUUAUCCAUUAUAUAAUUGUUGUAUGUAUUUGGAAAACCCUUCAAGCGCUAAGCUCUUAUUAAAGCUAACCUAUUUGCCACAAGAUAGGUGAUAAUUCCCUGGGGUAUCUUUUGUAACCCUGUGCUUUUCAUCGUCUAUUGUCUCUGUAUCUUCUUUUUUAAAUACAAGGUUUAAAACCUGACAAAAGCUGUUGCUUCCUCACAGUUUAUUUUGUGAAAUCAGCUUUGUAAAUGUAAUAGCAUUUAAAAUAGCAUGUUCUUUUUUAUCUGAAUUUUUAUAUCUAAUCAAUGUCUUCAGUCAUGAAGAGAAAUUUGCAUUGUUGUGUGUGUAUAUAGAGUAUUGCAGUGCAUGCUUAUGCAUUUUAUUAAAUGCUGUCUAAACGUGGCAUUAUAUUGUUGUGGCUUAAUAUUUCUUCCUACAGAAGGUUUAUACUAUUAAAAUAAAUAAAGACCCUUA
This is a messenger RNA of Zootoca vivipara (common lizard), 12736 nucleotides long. It is a transcript of the gene NR2C2, whose product is annotated as nuclear receptor subfamily 2 group C member 2. NCBI's taxonomy places the organism in Eukaryota, Metazoa, Chordata, Lepidosauria, Squamata, Lacertidae. Gene Ontology annotation, biological process: regulation of DNA-templated transcription. The record is from RefSeq and is a predicted model, not a curated record. Gene Ontology annotation, molecular function: zinc ion binding; DNA-binding transcription factor activity; sequence-specific DNA binding.